Dermacentor silvarum is the source of this 372-nucleotide messenger RNA. RefSeq lists its product as uncharacterized. Bases 1 to 372 code for a protein of 123 amino acids. NCBI's taxonomy places the organism in Eukaryota, Metazoa, Arthropoda, Arachnida, Ixodida, Ixodidae. The transcript has a single exon. The record is from RefSeq and is a predicted model, not a curated record.
AUGAAGCUCAUCAAGUGUCAAAUCAUUGACAACACCACAAGAGAUAUAAGAGGCAUCUUAGGCCUAGAUCUGGAGAAAGCGUUUGACAUUGUCUGCCAUGCGCACAUUCUGAACUCCAUCUCAGAGCUCAAUUUGGGAGAAGCCUUCCACAGAUACAUAAGCUCAUUUCUCAGGGAUCGCAAGGCCACGCUCAAAAUUGGUGACCUCCAGUCUGACAAUUUCAGUUUGGGGCCCAGAGGCACACCACAAGAAGCGGUAGUCUCACCACUACUUUUUAACAUUGCCAUGAAGAAACUAUCGGAAAGGCUCUCCAACAUAGACGGGAUCAAUCACACGCUCUACGCCGAUGACAUAACAAUCUGGUGCACCUGA